AGAUAAAGUGAAAAGACAACUCGUAAGACUGAACCACUUUAAUUUUAAAUUUAGAAUUUUGACUAGCGUGAUGCUAAACAAAGUUUGCCAAAGAAAGAUUAAAUUCCAUAACUUUUGAUCCCAAAAUUAAAAAUAUAAAAGUACUGGCCUAAACUCAUAAAAAUUUGAUGUUAUAAACAGCAAAAAAAUUCUCUGAAAUUAUUCUGUUUAAUUAGAAAUCUGUUGAGGACCAAUAAUAAUAAUUUACGCUUCAAAAACUAACCGUAUUCCACUAAUUAAUUAGAGAAUUCUCAACUGAAUUACGCACAAAAUGGUCGUCUAUUACGUUUUUGUUUUACUUUUGCUAAACAAGUUGACUAUGAUAACAUCUGAAUUGCUACAUCAGGAAGAAAAUUUAUGGGAUCCUAACAAACUCACUCGACAAGAAUAUAGUUUAAAUCCAACAGUUAAAGCCAAUGAUAAAAACUGUGAGCCAAACACGUUUAUAUUGAUCGAUUGUAAUGUAUGCCGUUGUGGCUCAGAUGGAAAAAUAGAUAAAACGCAAUGCACAAAACAUAAAUGCAAUAAUAAUGAAAUUAACACUCGAAAACUAAACCCGACAGUUAAUAGAUGUAAACCUAGACACUGGUACCAAUUAUCUAGAUGCCAUUUAUGCUAUUGUUUGAAUAAACAUACACUAAUCUGCAAUAGUAAUAAUAAACAAGAAACAGUGCACAUAAGAGAAUAUGAUCUGUAUGACUGUGGAGAAAAACUGAUAAAAGAUUUAUCGAAAAUGGUAACUCCUGAAGAGAGGCUUUUGAGAUCAGUCACAAAGAAAGUAGAAUCAAAAGUAACGUCGAAAUAUACAGUUGAGCAAACGUCGACUCCAAAGAUUAUCUUUCUCUCAGCAGAUACUUCUUUGAACCCUUCAAAAUCUAGUAAAUAUAAAACAGAAAUCAAUAUGGAUUCAGAAAUUAAAUUCCUAAACUUUAACCGUAAAAACAAAGCUUUGAUAGAAAAGGUUACAAAAAGCAGUGGAUUUAUGGAAGAUCUUUUCAAUAAUGAAGUUUUAAGUAUAAAUAGUAAAGAACUUAACGCUGAUUCAAGUAUAAAGUCAAAAGCUCUUAGAAAUUUAAAAACGCAUACAAAAAACAGAGGAUUCAUAGAUCUUUUCAAUAAUGAUAAAGAUAAUGAUAUAACCUCAUUAAAUAUAAAUAGCGUAGAACUUAACGAUGAUUCAAGUACAAACUCAAAAGCUACAGAAUUGUAUGAUGAUAAUGAUGCGACCAAGUUCAACAUAGAUUUAUCGAACGUUCUAGAUACAAUAUUGAGUCUCGCUGCUAGAAAAUCGAUGAUUACAAUUGCCAGAGCCAAUUGUGAGCCUGGUAGUAUUGUAAAGAAACGAUGUAAAACUUGCUUUUGUCUAGCAAAUGGUAAAUCAUUAUGUACGAAAGAGGUUUGUGAAUAAAUAAAUCCAUAUAUUUUUAAUAAAUUA
Maniola jurtina (meadow brown) is the source of this 1474-nucleotide messenger RNA. RefSeq lists its product as uncharacterized. Gene Ontology annotation, molecular function: peptidase inhibitor activity. Lineage: Eukaryota; Metazoa; Arthropoda; Insecta; Lepidoptera; Nymphalidae. The coding region runs from base 311 to 1447 and encodes 378 amino acids. The transcript is spliced from 2 exons. The record is from RefSeq and is a predicted model, not a curated record.